Dermatophagoides farinae (American house dust mite) is the source of this 2741-nucleotide messenger RNA. RefSeq names its product ATP-binding cassette sub-family D member 2. Gene Ontology annotation, biological process: long-chain fatty acid import into peroxisome; very long-chain fatty acid catabolic process; peroxisome organization. Gene Ontology annotation, cellular component: peroxisomal membrane. The record is from RefSeq and is a predicted model, not a curated record. Lineage: Eukaryota; Metazoa; Arthropoda; Arachnida; Sarcoptiformes; Pyroglyphidae. Gene Ontology annotation, molecular function: long-chain fatty acid transmembrane transporter activity; ABC-type transporter activity; ATP hydrolysis activity.
UUGGUUGUUUGUUUUUUUUUUUUUUUUUGGUUAAAAAAAUUCAAAAUAAUACAGACAAAAUGACUACUGUAAUGUCAAAACUUCGUGAUUUAUCCGAUCGUAUUGGUGUUCCAUAUCCACACAUUACUCGUACUAUAUCCGGUGCAUUGGUCAUUUUAUAUGCAGCGAAAAUUUCAUAUCCAUUAAUUGGAAAUUAUCUGACAAAUUCAAACUACUACAACAACAACAACAACAAUAAUAAUAAUAAUAAUAAUGAUGAUGAUAAACAUCAAACAACAACAAAAUCAGUUAUUCAUAAUAAUGGAAAAAUUGAUCAAUCAAUUUCGAUCGAUACAUCGGCUACAUCGAUUGAAAUUCUUUCAUCCUCAUCGGAUGAUGAUGAUGUUGAUGAUGUUGAUGUUGAUAAGAAAAAAUUUCCAAAUAAUCAUCAUCAUCAUCAUCAUCAUAAUGAUCAUCUUGUACGGCUGGUAUCACCAAUAAAACCGGGCGAAUCAAGCCAAGAACGUUUUCUAAAUUUUGGUCCACAACGUACAAGUAAAAUAAUGAAUAAAUUGGAAAAACUUUUUGUACAAUUAAUGAUUGAAAUUCGUCAUCUAACCGGUAUCAAUGUUGAUUUCGUCAUACAAUUAAUUAAAUUGAUACGUAUUAUGAUACCGAAAAUUGCAUCAUUUGAAGUGAUCAUUUUAAUUAUGCAUACAACAUCUUUGAUUUCAAGAACAUUUUUAUCCAUUUAUGUUGCAAAUCUAGAGGGACGUGUAGUUAAACAUAUUGUUAAACGUGAUCUACAACAAUUUACAGCAUCGAUGACCAAAUGGCUACUUAUAUCGGUACCAGCAACAUUUUUAAAUUCAUUGAUACGUUAUUUAGAAUCCAAAUUGGCAUUAGCAUUUCGUUCACGUUUAGUUAGCUAUGCAUGUGGAUUAUAUUUUAAUAAUGAAACCUAUUAUGCUGUUUCUAACCUGGAUGGCCGAUUAGAGAAUGCUGAUCAUUCAUUAACUGAUGAUAUUACUGUAUUUGCUCAACAUUGUGCACAUAUGUAUUCACAUGUUACUAAACCAUUGUUAGAUGUGGCUGUUGUUUUAUUAACAUUAUUUCGUAUGGGACGACAAAUGGGUUCCAAUGGUAUGCAUGGACCAAUAAUGGGUACAUCUAUUGUAUUCUGUACACAUCUAAUAUUACGGCGUUGUUCACCACAAUUCGGAAAACUUGUAUCGGAAGAAGCACAAAGAAAAGGUUAUCUUCGAUUUAUUCAUUCUCGUAUUAUUUCUAAUGCCGAAGAGAUUGCAUUUUAUCGUGGUGGCCAUGUUGAACGUACUGUAUUGGAUCGUGCUUAUCGUUCAUUAACAAGACAGAUGAAUCUUAUUUUUCAUAAACGAUUAUGGUAUGUUAUGUUGGAACAACUUUUAAUGAAAUAUCUUUGGUCAGCCACCGGUAUGGUUGUGAUUGCUACGCCAAUUAUGCUUACCGGUAUAAAGGCAAUCGAUAAUAAACGUAAUAAACAACAUAAUGAUCAAAGUGAAGAUAUUUCCAAUCGAACCGAAUAUAUGAUGACAGCCAAGAAUAUUUUGAUCUCCGGUUCAGAUGCAAUGGAACGUUUAUUAUCAUCAUAUAAAGAGUUAACCGAAUUAGUUGGCUAUACAAAUCGUGUGGCCAAAAUGUUUACCGUUUUUGAAGAAGUUGGUCGUGGUCAUUUUAAACGUGAUUCACAUGCAAAUAAAUCAAUUUCGAUGACAAAUGAAAAAGCUAUGAUUAUGUAUGAUAAAUCUGGAUCGCCAUUAAUCCGUGGUGAAGUGAUUAUCGUACAUGAUUAUAUAGAAUUGAUUAAUGUUCCAAUUAUUACUCCAAAUUGUGAUAUUGUUGUUCCUAGUUUAACCAUAAAGAUAACUGCCCAAAUGCAUCUGUUAAUCACUGGUCCUAAUGGUUGUGGAAAAAGUUCACUUUUUCGAAUAAUGGCCGGUUUAUGGCCAGUAUUUAGUGGCCGUUUAGAACGGCCACAAUCAAGAGAAAUGUUUUACAUUCCACAAAGACCAUACAUGUCAUUGGGAACAUUACGUGAACAGUUAAUAUAUCCGGAUACGAUAAAAAUAAUGAAUAAUAAAGGAAUUCGUGAUGAAGAUCUUGAAUCAAUACUUGAUCAAGUUCAUCUUCGAUAUAUUGUAACUAGAGAAGGUGGCUGGAAUGCUAAAGGCGAUUGGAAAGAUAUAUUAAGCGGUGGAGAAAAACAACGAAUGGGAAUGGGACGAUUAUUCUAUCAUCGGCCAAAAUUUGCACUACUAGAUGAAUGUACAUCGGCCGUAUCUAUAGAUGUUGAAGCACAAAUGUAUGAAACAGCAAAACAAUUGGGCAUUACAUUGAUUACAAUAACACAUCGUCCAUCAUUAUGGAAAUUUCAUACACAUUUAUUACAAUUUGAUGGUCAAGGUGGUUGGCAUUUACAAUCAUUCGAUCAAAAUAAUGAUUAUCGUUUAUCAUUGCAUGAAGAAAAAGAAUCAUUGGAACGAUCAUCAUUAUCUAAUGUUGUACAAAAACAAUCUCGUUUACAAGAACUUUGUCCACUAUCAGGUGAAUCCGUUGAUGUUGUUCUUGUUUCUGAUCAUCAUCAUAAUAACCAUAAACAUAACAAUAGUAAUGAUGAUUUGAACAAAUCAAAUAUGUCAAAUAAUAGGUAGUAGUAGUCAUCAAUUGGCAAUAUUUGUUUAAAUUAAAAUAAAUUUGAAUUUUUUUUUUAAUCAAUUUAUUAA